GGUAAAGUUACGCGCCGUUAAAAAAGUACCUUCAUCGAUCAAAAUUUCCUUUCGCCAAUACUUCAAUGUUUUUGGUAUUUAUUUCUAUCUUUUUAGUUCUUGUUGUUGAUAGGAGUAAUGUACAUAGUACAAUUGCACUGUUGGUGACGUCCAAUUGGCAAUAAAUUACGCAACAUCUUAUGAAAAAAUUAAUUUCAUUCUAAAAAUGACGAGUGACAUUCAAACAUGGCGACUGCGCAGUAGGAGUCAAUACCGUAAUGUUACCUCUUUGUAGAAAAAGUAAUUAGGUUAGAAGGAACUGUACAGUUAUGUUUUCUUUUCUUGCCAAGGUUUAUGUGAACUUUAAAAAAAAAAAUCAUAUAAGUCCUCAACAAUACAGAUUGUAAUUUACUAUUUGUAUUUUUUCCUCCAGUUUCAGUAACUUGAUAUCAUAUCGGGUUAAGGGUUGGUUUCGACGCCAUUACCAGUGGUGAAAUUCAGCUAAUGUGGAAUAGGUGUUGUUCAGUAUGUUCGAAAGGUUGACGUGAAAUUAUAUAUUGGGAGGAGGUGGAAACAUCUUAUCAGGAUGCCGCUCCCGAAAAGGACGGUGGAGCCUGUACACAUCUCUCGGGGGACCCUCCCCGAAGAGAUGAACUUUCCAUCGGAAUUGGAGGCAGUUACUAACGGAUGCUUAGCUAAUGCUGUAAGGCAACUAUCUUCUCUGUCCAAACAUGCCGAGGACCUCUUCGCGGAGUUGACACGUGAUUCCAAAGGAAUAGCUGCUAGAGCCAACUCACUACAGGCACGCCUCGACAGACUUGCUCUUAAAGUCACCCAACUCGAUUCCACUGUUGAAGAAGUUUCUCUGCAAGAGAUUCACAUGAGAAAAGCUUUUAAAAGUUCGGUCGUAUUUGAUCAACAAGUUGUUUCGAGGGAUACAAUGCCUACGGCUAUGAUGGAGACUUACAAAGUUUGUGACAAACCUCCACCUCUUGACAAACUUAAUGCUUACAGGGAAGAUGGAAAAGAUGGCCUCAAGUUUUAUACAGAUCCUGACUAUUUCUUUGAUCUUUGGCGCCAAGAAAUGCUUAAGGAUACCGAAAGGAUGAUGCAUGAUCGUUGCAAGAGGCCUCACAAGGUAAGGGCCGAAGGAGGUAGGCAGAAAAAGAGAGUGCGACAACCUCACAACACCCGCGAGAGACAGCGCCAAAUAGCUGUCGGCCAUGGAGAAUAUAUCAUGCCUCAGACAACUAUAGGUACUUUACAGUAUCGCUCAUCUAUUGACCAUGCUCACAUGCAGAUUUAUGGUACCAUGGACAGAGUUGACAAUGAAGAACUGAGGCCGUCGAGACCAAAUAGUAUCGAAUUGAAACGAAGUUACCCAUCUAAAGUAAUCUAUAGCCCAACGCAGCAGCACCAUAAUCAGUAUCAAGCUAGCCAUUAUCAGAGAGGCCUCGGCCUUUCCCAAGAAGACUCUGGUAUUGGUAGGUAUGAUGACGAGCAGGGCAGCGUCGGCAACGGAGGAGAGGCAGCCUACACCAGCCCUCGCAGACCCACCCAACCUCCACCAGCUCCUCCGGCGGUCACCAAUACUUCUACCAAUAGCACCCCAACGCUUUCCUCUGGAGUGAACACACCCACAAGAGGCUCGAGGAGUGUAUCUUUGGGGAGGGAGGCACUGCCCCCGCCGCCACCCCCUCCUGUGGACCUGCCGCCCCCGGCACCCCCUAGCCCGCCGCCACCAGCCCCCUCCUCCGCCUCCGCCACCCCCACCUCCUCCAAUAUCUUCAGGGCCGAGCCCUCCUCCACCUCUAUCCAAUGGUGACAUAGUGCAUCCGCCUCCUCAACCGCUACCGAUUAUGAACAAUACCAGUGCAGUAACCACAAUGAAAAUGGUCACUUCUCCCCUCACUGACGUGGUUAGGGCUGCGAAAACAGGUCAGCCGCCACAGCCUCAGUACGAUCCUAGAAGUGAUUUGCUGAAGGCUAUUAGAGAUGGAAUAAAAUUGAGGAAAGUAGAGAAGAUCGAACAGAAAGAAGGUGAACGAGUAAAUGCUCUUCACGAUGUUGCUUCAAUACUCGCUAGGAGAGUUGCUGUCGAGUUUUCAGAUUCGGAAUCUGGCUCGGAUUCCGAAUACGACAGCGAAGGAUGGGGAGAAUCCACCACGUAACAGAGCGUGGCUAUUCUGCAGGCGCUGGUGGACAGCCAGCCGACGGAGGUGAAGGGUAUCGCCUCCUGCCUGUCGGGCUGCCUCUGCGUCCUCUCUUGUCUCUCGGCCAAGGUAUUCUGUGGACUCACGAUGGCUGUCUCUGAUGAUACAGGAAUAUUCUCACGGAGUCAGAGUCUACCGCGCAUUGUUUAGGUUAGCUAAUUCUUCCUAGAACCUUUACUUCAUUGGUAAAGUUUUAGUAUUUGUUUGUAAUAAUAUUUAAUAAGUUAAAAAAAAAAGAAAAGAAAUUUAAUAAGAAUGUAACCUUCAUAUAGUAUAAAGUAAGCGUCGCUGUUUAAUUAAAUACUAGUCUUCCUUACUCAGAAAAAUUUUAAAUAGUUUUGCAGCUUGGCAAUGUCUCUCGUGAAAAUAUAUAUAUAUAUUCAAAUCAAUAGCUAUUUGUUCAAUAUUCUCUAAGAAAGUUUGAUAUCUCAUUUCACCUAAAUUAUUGAUCCAAGUUAGUUUUGAAAGGACAUUUAUUAAUUUUUGUAGCGAAAUUGAUCUAUAAUUUUUAUAUACAUGAAAUACACUUUAUAUUCCUCCUUUCGCUAUUAUUGUACCUGCGUCUUCUUUUCUAAAAAUAUAUACAAAAUAUUGAUCAGUUGAAUUGGUUGUUAAUACUAAAACUGACAUUUAAAAAAAAAAAACUAACUAUUUAUUUAAUUUAUUGUCGAGUUUGAUUUCGAAAUUGGAUUGGAAAUUGUAUUAAUUAUUAUUUGUAUAAAGGAAAAUCAUUAUAUAAAUAAUUAAUAAACCAAAGAACUGAGAAUACUCGUAUUUUUCAUUAUUUAAUCUUUUGUUUCAUUUUUUUCUUAAAAAUGUUUAGUUGAAUAAUUUUUAAAGCAAAAUUUAAAAAAAAAAAAUUAUAUACCAACUCUCUCCUUCUAAUUUUUUGUGUUCUGUAAAUUUGUUGAGACAAAAUAUUUUUAAAACAAUUGUUCUCGUUUAUUUUUUAUGUAUCAAGAACAUACAUACAUUUUUUAAAGUUAUUUUUAUAAAUAUAUUAUCAAUCAUUAACACAUCCUUUUCAUCCCGAAAUUCUUAAUAAUUAAGAAAUUGGAUUAUUUUCAAGAUUUACUCCUAUUGAGUUUCCUUCUUUUUUUUUAACGAAUUUACAUCGAGAACCUUGCUUUUAUUUAAACCACUCAAUUUUUAUCUCUUUAAAUCUUUUUAUUUAGGUAAGAUUCUUGGUUGGUGUGAUUAACUCUAUUUACUGCCACUUGCCUUUUUUUAUUUGUUUUUUUGUACAUCGAAAUAUGUAGGGCAUCUAGAAAAGAGACUCAAAUUAGUAAUUGAUCAGCUUCUUUCAUAAGCUUAUAACAGCUUCUAAAUCAUGUCAUGUAAUUUACUUAUGUGAGCUAUUAUUUUGUAUUUAAAGUAUAACAAUCAUCGUUCAACGGCUAUUAUAAAAAAUAACAGAAUUCAGUGAGCUCAAAAUUUUGAUGGCCUUAAAACUUUUUCAAGUUUUGUUUAAUACAUCCUGAGUCGAAGUCAGUCAUGAGAGUUGAUUUUAGUUUAGAAGUCAUAACAGAAUGUUUAAAUAAUUCUCUAUAGUAGUUCAAGGCACAAAAUUAACUGUAAAGAUUAUAGCUAUAUGAGCACAAGACGAUAGUAAUGUAAGUUAUAUCUAAUUGUAAAAGCAUUUAAAACUAGAAUAAGCAGUUCGGAGGCUAGUAAAUUUACAUUUAAAAACUUAAAAAUGUAUUACAAUUAAAAAAUUAGACUAUAGUUUUUAUAGAUGAUGAAUGCAUUCCACUACAGCUAUCGCUGAAUUGCUCAAAGUCGUAUCGCAGUUAGAUCUGCCUAGCUUAUCGUCUAUAUUAUAGUUAUUGUUUUUGUGUGAUUUCAUUUUUAGUUUGAUAUCGAGCGUGAAAUUCAUGAUAUCUAAACUGUCUUUAAUCAUUGAUGUUGGAAUAAAUUUAAGUAAGAAGACUGAGAAAUGUUUUUAUUUUUAAAUAAUUUAAAAAAUCUUUUAUUUCUUUUUGUUUCUACCACCAGUUAUAUAUGAUUAAUUUUUUUAUUACAGUAAAACCUCAAUAAAAGAAGUUAAUUGUAUAGGAUAGCAUAUAUUGUACCAAUCCGAAAGUUUUCACGGGUCACUUUGACGACUUUUAAAGUUACAUCGAGUCGCUUAUACUUAUAGAAAGCAUAAUACAAAUAAUAAAAAAAGAAUGAGACUUCAUUUACUCUAUGACUCAAUAUAAUUAACUCUCGAGAUUUUAUUUCUAUUUUUUUUUUUUUUUUUUUGCUGUUGUUUCCUAUCUUUUAGUGAUACUUGGCAUUUUAACAUAUCAAAUAUAGCAAUUCCACCUUAUAACACUUGGACAUGCAAAUUUUCAUCUAUUUAAUUAAUAUUUUUGGUAUUUAUACAACGAAAAAUUAAGUUUCAAUAGAGAUACAAAAUCUCCCUUCCCCCUAAUUGGGGAUGCCUAAAAUGUACCAAUAUCAACCAAUUUUUUAUUUUAAUUCUUUUUUUUGUAUAACCUUAUAAUUCAGGAUUUAAGCCAUGAGCUCAAAUACUGAUUACUUCGGUGUCUUCUUUAUCACUUUCAAAAAACCUUUCGAAAGGUUUCAAGCAUCAGUACUUGGCAUUGAUAUUAUUUUUUCAAAUCAAUUAACUCUGGUAAACAUAAAGAAAUACUGAUCUGGCUUUAAGUGAUAUAUAAAAAAAAAAUUGUUUAAGUAAUAAAGUAAUAAUCAUUGUUCCAUUACUGGUUGCAUUAUUUGUUUUGUUUUAUUUCUUUUAUUAUAUACAACAUCAGUUGAAUACUCUAAAAAAUAAAUAAUAAAGUUUUAUUGUAUACAUUUAAAUAUUUGAUACUUAGGUUUCCUAUUUAAUGUAACCGUCAAAAAUAUUUUACUGUAGAUUUAAGAUCAUUAAUAAAGAAUUAUUCCUGUCUACAAAGAUUAAAUUAUAAGAUGCUAUCUAUAUGUGAUUUUUUGUACGAUGAAGCUGUCUGAUGUCUUGUUUGUUUUUUCUAUAAAGUAAUUUAUCUCAGGUAAGGGGCUGUUUUUGAUAAUGCUUGGUCAUGAUUUCAUAUUUUGGGAUGUGUUUAGAAUUGAACUAUGUAUCUAUUACGUGUAUAAGGACUAAUCGGCUUUUGAUUGAUGUAAUUAUUCAGAAUGGGUGUUGUAUUGAAAGUUCCAAUGUAUAAUAAAACCUAAACAAUCGCAUGUAAUAAAUAUUUGUAUGUAACAGUUUAUUUAAGCUUAUAUUUUAAUUUUAUUUUUAUUUUGUUUCCUUUCAUACAUUUCUAUUAUUGUUAUUGAUUUUUAAAAAAACGUUGCCAAUUAACAGGCACAGCCCGUAUAACAAGAAGUUCUGUGUUUUACGAAUUCCAUUUCACUAUAUAAAAAAAAAUAGCACAAAAAGAGAAACAAAUGAAGUAAUGUUGUAGAAAGUAUUAUGUAUUUUAUUAGUUUGAAAAUAAAUGUGUACAUAAUGUUUAUUUUUCUUCCGUUUUAUACAAAAUUAUCCGUUCUAAGGGCGAAACCUUCAAAAUCCUAUUUAUUGUCAAAACAAUUUUUUUUAUUCUGUUGUAUGAUAAAUUCUGAAAUAAACAAGGGAUCGUUAGAUUUCUCCUAAAAUUCAUUAAAAAAAAUUUCUCCCACUUUUUAUAACUUUAAAUUAUUUUUCUGAAAGUUGUGGAAAAAUAUUAUUUAUAUUCCAUCUUAUUAAAUUUGAUUCCUUUGUGAAAUAAAAUCUUCUUCAAAAAUUAAAUUAAAUAAGGAACAAGCCUUAAUUAUGUAAAGGUUAUAAUAGUUCGCUUCUUCGGGUCUUACCAUGUAUUUAUAAUAGGCAUUAUAAAAUAUUAAUUUUCUGCCUAUUUAAUACAUUUUAAUUUUUUAUCAGUUUCUUUGUAAUUAUUUAUUUAUUUGUGUUAUAUUUGAAGUUUAUAACAUAUGUAAAUUUUUUUUUCUUUAUUAACACUUAAGAUAUAUAUAAAGUAAAAUAUUUAUAUAUAAACCAUGCUGUAUUAUACUUUGAGAUAUAUUUCAUAUAUCUAUGUCUAUGUAUAUACAUGUAUAUAAUAACGUUUAUUAUGAUAAAAAGAGUAUUAGUAAUGGAAUAAUUUAUAUCCAAUAGCCAAAGUUUUAACCAAUUGUAAGAAUUAAUGUCUGUCAUAACUCUUCCAUACUACUUUGUAAAUAAAUAAUACGUGUAUUAUACUUUCAUUUUCAUCUUAGCGAGUAAGUGUAUAUUUAUAAAUGUAUACACUAGAAUGUAUAUAUACAUAAGGAUUGUGAUUUAUACGUUUGAUUUAUGAGACUUUGUUGCUAGAAGAAAACUCAUUUCAUUAGUUUUCAACAUUCCCAGUGAAUCUUAUUUUUAUUUUAUUUUUACAAAAGGUCACUAAGAAUGAAGAUAAUUAAAUAAUUAUAUAUAUGCUUGUACUAUAUUUAUAAAUGCCAAUAUAUAUAUAUAUAAAUAUAUUUAUUUAAAAAAUUAAUGUGUGUAAGUUUGAUAUUAUGUGGAUAAUUGUCUUAAUGAAGCUGUUUGUGAGAAAUAACGUUCAUAAAUUGUUUAGAACAUGCCUCAGAAGGAGUUAGAGAUCACAUUAUGCUUGAAAAAUUAAAAAGACAUUUUUUAAAGUUUAUAUUUUUUAUUAACCAUUUUGUUUAUUAUUUCCUAUUGCUCCUUUUUUUUAAAUUACUAACAUUUAAUUUAUAAUUGCUUGAAUGUUUUUCUUUUUAACUAAUAAUCAACAUGCGGGUCUUUGAAAGAAGUUAAAGAUUUGUAUCGUGCGCUAUUUUCUGGCAUUAAGCACCAGUCAGGUAGAUAGGAAAAAGUUUGGAAUUUCAUAAGCCAUGAAUUGAUAAACAUAGCCAAAAAUCAGAUUAUACUUUGCGUUUUAUGGUUCCGAUCAUUGUUAAGAGCCUUAAAAUUCAAAAUACUAUCUACCGAAAUCUAAGAAAACUCUGAGAGGUAUGUUAAUAUCAUGAAAGACAUGCGAAAAGAUUCAAUUAAUUAAAAUAAAUAACCCAAAAUACCUAAAGCUUUAAAAAAUAAGAUUUUUUGUUUAUUUAAUAAAUAUCUACAUACAAUUUUAUUUCUCAUCCAUGGUCGUUAAUAUUCCGAAAUUAUAAAUUAAAGAAUGUAUCGUGGUGGAUAGUAAUAUAAAUUCAAACAGUGAACGUUUUUUGAACAAAUAUUUUUAAAACCUUAGCUCAAAAAUAUUGUGCACAAAAUGUAUAGUUCUUCUUGGGCAUUGCAAAAAAUAAAAAUUGAUUUAUUGCAUAGUCUUGUAAUUACAGUAUUAGACAAGUAUUUUUAGAUUUGAUAAUGUUAAUAUUAGCUAUAAAAAAACUACUGUAAUUUAAUUUCUUGUAUUAAUUUGACACCCUAAAUUAUUCAAGUUUAUAAAAUUGUAUUUCUUUUUCACUUAAUUUUAAUUGUAUUGCCAUUUAAAUCAGUUUAAACACUUACUGUAAAUGAUCUACAUUAGUUAAGAUUAUGUAAUUCUGUGCAUCAAUAUAGACAAGCCUUAAAGUUUAUCGAAAAUAUUAAAUAAAAUUUCAUCUAGCAAUAAAUAAUCUUAUAGUAAAGUGAGGUUUAGUUUUAGGUUAUAUUAGAAUCAUUUGUUGUUAUCGCUACUAAAAUUUAUUAACAGACCCGCUGUUUCUGAAAUGAUGUACGUAGUUAAUUCCUUCAGUAAAUAACUAAAUGCUUAUUAACAAUAUUUAUGGUAUUAAUGUUUCCUGAAUAUCAAACGUAAUCCAUCCUUGAUGAAUGGUGUUUUUGUGGAAUGAAUUAUUUCUGAUCAAAUUAACUGCCAAAAAUGAAGGCCUUGAAAUUAAAUUAAAUAUAUUUAAUAUUUUUUUUAAUUUCCAUUCCACCAAAACAUGGAGUCAUCAAUUUUCAUAAUGGUACAAUUUCUUUUUUCCACAUUUUAUAUUUGUUAAUGAUAUCCAACUUUUGUUACAAAUAUUUUUAUAAGCCUUGUGAAGUUUUAUAAUAAUCGAAUUGUGUUUUGUCUUUUGGUUUUCCUUAACUACUUACAAUAAAAGUUUUUGUAAACUAUGAGAAAAAAGUCAGAGGCUAGUUCUAAGUAUUAUAAGCUUUUAUAAUCAAAUGAAAUUAUAAAUCUAAAAACUUAUGUAUAUUUUGUCUCUUACGUAUCCUUUCCUUUUUCUCCUAUCAAAUGUGUGAUGUAACUUGUGAAUUAUUUUGUUUGUUAUAAAGAUUUAUUAAUUGCUUAAAGAUUGUUUAUUAUGAUUCCAUUGUCCUUUCUACUAACUAAUAGUUACAAAUAAGAGGUUUUGUCAUGUUUUAUAUAAGUUGAAAAUAAAUUAAAACAAUUUAUCCCAACUCAGCAA
Messenger RNA from Nezara viridula (southern green stink bug), 8507 nucleotides. Lineage: Eukaryota; Metazoa; Arthropoda; Insecta; Hemiptera; Pentatomidae. The record is from the annotation of a GenBank genome assembly.